Cuscuta epithymum is the source of this 1477-nucleotide messenger RNA. The record is from the annotation of a GenBank genome assembly. Lineage: Eukaryota; Viridiplantae; Streptophyta; Magnoliopsida; Solanales; Convolvulaceae.
ACCACCGCUGAAGAUGGAUGCUUACAAGCGGAAGGUACUAGAGUACUGUUGUGUCUUCUUCGCAGCCAUCUGUAUCUGUGUACCUGUAGUAUAUUUCAUGAUCAUAGAUAGUCUCCGAAACCCCGACCCUAAAGCUCCGGCCUUCUCCGUUGUGGCCGCGCCCUUAACAACCAAUGACAGCCGCAGCCGUUUCACCGGCGGCAACCUGACCUUCAUCCUCAACACCCGCAACCGAAACCAAAAAUACACCAAUGACUACGACACCACCGAAGCAUCACUCUACUUGGAUGGUGCCCAUGCCGCACAGCGGGAGGUUGCGAACGCCACAUUGGGAGCGUUUUUUCUGCGUCCCGGGGCCUCGAGUAACCUCACCCUCACCUUUCCUGCACCGGGAGCCGUCCUUGGAGACGGCUCCACCGCCAUCAUCAAGAUGAAGGUUCGAAUUCGGUUCAGAGACCGGAAGAAGUAUGGGCGGCUUCAGGUUUCGUGCGACUUGCCGUACUCUUCCCAGCUGCAGGGUUUCGAUGUCUCCAGAGAGUCAUGUGACGUGUCCUACUUCCCGCCCGAAUUUUGCUGGAUCGAUUGGCAGCUGGGGACCCAAUCUUGCGAGAGAUAUGAUUAGACAUACGCUGCCGAGAGGAGGUUCCGUGUAUAAUUCAGCCUCCGGCCUCACUUAAAUUUUCCAAGUUUUAUCACUUUACUUUUUAAAUUACAUAAAUUUUAAUGUGGUAAGAUUUUUAUUUUAUUAAUACUCCUGUUGAUUUGAUUUGACCAAAUCUUAAGGGAAGCAUUAAACAAUCAAGACAGGAUUAUCUAGAUCUGUUUGAUACGUUGUAUGAUGUUUUCUUUUGGACUGAAAUUUGCUGGUCUGAUCUGGUCUGGUUUGGUCUGUUUAAGUCUGGUCUGGUCUGAACUGGUCUGGUAAACGUCUGGUCUCUGUGUAUUUUAUAACUAUCCAAGUCUGGUCUGGUCUGGUCUGUUUAAGUCUGGUCUGGUCUGGUCUGGUCUGGUUUGUUUAAGUUUGGUCAGGUCUGAUCUGAUAUGGUCUGGUCUGGUCUGGGACUGAAAACAGUCUAAAAGAAAACAUCAUUUUAGGAUGUUUUCUUUUGGACUGAAAUUUGCUGGUCUGGUCUGGUCUGGUCUGGUCUGGUUUGUUUAAGUCUGGUCUGGUCUGAACUGUUCUGGUCUGGUCUGGUAAACGCAUGGUCUCUGUGUAUUUUAUAACUAUCCAAGUUUGGUCUGGUCUGGUCUGUUUAAGUCUGGUCUGGUCUGGUCUGUUUAAGUCUGGUCUGAUCUGAUCUGGUCUGGUCUGGUCAAGGACUGAAAACAGUCCAAAAGAAAACAUCCUAAUACAUAAAUUCUUGUUUUGGCUGUAUCUUGGAAUUUACGGAGAGUGCUUGGGCCAAUUUUUCCAAUUGUAUUUGUGAUUUUACUUUGUCAUAAUUUUAUGUGAUUGAGCAACUUAAUAUUACAUUCA